Messenger RNA from Pygocentrus nattereri (red-bellied piranha), 5686 nucleotides. It is a transcript of the gene pias1b, whose product is annotated as protein inhibitor of activated STAT, 1b. Gene Ontology annotation, molecular function: zinc ion binding; transcription coregulator activity; SUMO ligase activity. The coding region runs from base 1246 to 3207 and encodes 653 amino acids. Gene Ontology annotation, biological process: protein sumoylation; regulation of transcription by RNA polymerase II. The record is from RefSeq and is a predicted model, not a curated record. Lineage: Eukaryota; Metazoa; Chordata; Actinopteri; Characiformes; Serrasalmidae. The transcript has 14 exons.
GCCCCGGUGUGCCUUAAGCGGGGCGGCUGUGUUACGCGCUUCGCUCCGCGGUGGAGGAGCGUUGUUAUUGUUGUGAUGUUGAGACUUGGUGGAGUCCAGCUGGAGGAGCUAGCUGCGGCUAACGUAGCGUAGCUGGGUCGCAGCUUCCUCGUCGCGUUUAAACGAGAUUUAUCGAAACUUCUGGACCCAAAAUCUCAGCUGAAACGGUGGUGUGCGUUUGGUACGAGCUGUAUGUUUGUGACGGGCCCGGUUUCGCCGUUUAAGUCCACGCAUAAGGCGCGAUAUCUGUCGUUAGCUGGGUGUCUGUUUUUGUGGCUAGCCGGGGUUAGCUGCCCGCCGCCGUGCUGCGUAGGCUGCCAGCCGGCCGGCUGGCUCGCUUCGCUCUGCCUAAAGCUUGACAGGCUGGCGUACAGCUAGCCCGUGAGCUAACCGUGAAGCCGACUAAAGCCGGACCGAUCUAGGGACGGUACUCGCUGGCCCCGUUUCUGAGACGCACGUUACUGAGGCGGGCUGCUUCAGAGCCGCUGUGGGCGCGCGUUCUGACCAGUGGUCUGGUCAGAAAUCAGGGCUGAAGCUCCUUAGUCGAGUUGCUGGUGUAGUUAGUUAGCCACCUUAGUUAGCUGGCAGACAGAUAUGUGGAUGUAGAGAACAUAGUUGAUGUUUAAAAAAUAAAUAAAUACGAAUCUAUUUUCACUCAACAGGUCUUCGGAAUUAUGAGGUUGAAGCUUUUGCGUUAAUGCGAGGCGGGAGCUGACGUUAAGUUACCGGGAGAGGCGUAAUCAGCUGCUGUGGCUCUGUCGCCUCUGACAUUGUCUUGUAUUUUGAAUGAGAAGUAGUCGACCAUGCCCUGCGAUGGACUGGCGACCUUCCGCCCGGUGACCACUGGGAUAGGCUCCAGCAACCUCGGCGACCCUGAGGGAGAAGCGGCUUAGAAGUCGGAUGGAUGGAUGGAAGUAGUCGACCAGUGUUGCCCGGUGUGGGGCGCGUAAAUGCUUGGUUCUUGCUGUGCUUGAUCAUCGACAAGAACAUGUUUACUGGCCGGGCACAUGUUUAGUCAGGUUGUGUGUGUGUGUGUGUGUGUGUGUGUGUGUGUGUGUGUGUGUGUGUGUGUGUUAGCUCAUGCUGGCGCACGUAUUAUAUGACGCUGUUCAGUCACCGUCUGGCUCGAGAGUCUGUACAGAGCUGUUCGUCGCCGGUUGUGUCCACCGAUGUCCAGUCUGGGUUCAACCGAAACUGUAGUAGCAAAUGGUGAUGAGCCUGCGUGUCUCGGAGCUACAAGUACUCCUGGGAUACGCAGGGCGUAACAAGCAUGGGAGAAAGCACGAACUCUUGACCAAAGCACUCCACUUGUUGAAGGCUGGCUGCAGCCCUGCCGUGCAGAUGAAGAUCAAGGAGCUCUACCGCCGCCGCUUCCCCACAAAGAUGGUGUCUCCGACAGACCUCUCCCUCCCGGGGGUCCACUCCACGACUGGCGGAGGUCAUGGAGGCUUGGCUGCCAGCCUCACCCCGCUUGGGUUCGACAGCCACAGCACUCCUUCGCCUCUGCUACCUGUCUCUCUUCUGGGCCCUAAGCAUGAGCUGGGCCUCCCACACCUACCUUCUGCCCUGCACCCUGUUCACCCAGAUGUCAAGCUUCAGAGGCUGCCUUUCUAUGACGUCCUGGAUGAGUUGAUCAAGCCCACCAGCCUGGCCUCAGACAACAAUCAGAGGUUUCAGGAAACAUGCUUUGCAUUUGCAUUGACACCUCAGCAAGUCCAGCAGAUCAGCAGCUCCAUGGACAUCUCUGGGACCAAAUGUGACUUCUCAGUACAAGUUCAGCUAAGGUUUUGCCUAUCAGAGACGAGUUGUCCUCAGGAAGACCAUUUCCCACCCAACCUCUGUGUGAAAGUGAAUGGGAAGCCCUGUAACCUCCCCGGCUAUCUUCCUCCGACUAAAAAUGGAGUGGAGCCAAAGCGACCAAGCAGACCCAUCAACAUUACCUCCCUAGUUCGGUUGUCCACAACAGUCCCCAACACUAUUGUGGUAUCUUGGACAUCAGAAAUCGGAAGGAGUUAUUCCAUGGCUGUGUACCUUGUCCGACAGCAGUCUUCUUCAGUAUUGCUACAGAGACUUCGGUCAAAAGGAAUCAGGAACCCAGACCACUCCAGAGCACUCAUUAAAGAGAAGUUGGCGGCUGACCCAGACAGCGAAAUCGCUACCACUAGCCUGAGAGUCUCCCUGCUCUGUCCGCUGGGGAAGAUGCGGUUGAUGAUUCCCUGCCGAGCGCUGACCUGCUCGCACCUGCAGUGCUUCGAUGCUACGCUCUACAUCCAAAUGAACGAGAAGAAACCCACCUGGGUGUGUCCAGUCUGUGACAAGAAGGCCCCAUACGAGCACCUCAUCAUCGACGGGUUGUUUAUGGAGAUACUGAACAGCUGUGUAGACUGUGAUGAGAUCCAGUUUAAGGAGGAUGGCAGCUGGGCUCCUAUGAGAUCCAAGAAGGUGGUGCAGGAGGUGUCUGCCUCCUCUAAUGGCCUGGAGGGUUCGUGUCGAGCAGUUGUGUCUGACCACAGAAACAGUUCGUCCAAUAGCAGCAGUAGUAACAGUAAAAAAGUGGAAGUGAUUGACCUGACUCUGGACAGCUCCUCAGAAGAUGAUAAUGAUGAAGAGCCUCCACCUAAACGAGCCUGUCCAUCUCUAUCACCAACUUCACCCCCUGUCAGCAAAGGGGUGUUGAAUCUUCAUCAUCAGGCAUCCCCAGUGACGCGAGCUCCCAGCAUGCCAGCGGUGGAAACAAACUACAUCCCCCCUCCCCCUCCUCUCAUUCAGGACUACCGCCACUAUUACCACACAACCAGCGACCUGUCAGAUCUGAAUUUCUUUUCAUUUCUACAAGGGGAAAAUCAUCCGCAUUACAACAUGGUGAUGGCAGCUGCAGCCGCAGCGUCGGCCUCAGCGUCGGCUUCAGAAGACCACGAGCUCCUUCUGAACCGCUUCAUGCCCUACAACUCUUCGCAGCUGUACCUGGAGCAGGCGGGCACACCUGUGAGCGGUUCGCUGGCACCAGUGAACGGCAGCGGGGGAAGCAGCAGUGGUAGCAGCAGCAGCCUGGUGUCCUCCAGCAGCCUGCGGGACACGCACCCCCACAGCAGCAUGUCCCGCUCACGCUCAGACGCUGCCGCCUCCGUCAUAUACGGCUCCAUCCCCGAUGUCAUCUCACUGGACUGACCACACGAGGGCGCCCCACCCAAAGACUAGCCCUUACCACCAUCCAUGGGAGACGAGAGAAAUUUGGUGUGCUCCAAGAGGAUUUAGAUAUGAAUGGGGCAGGGAAAGCAGCUGGGGGGGGGGAGAACAAAGACUUUUGUACAAAGAAGAGAAGAAGAAGAAAAAAUGCUGUACAGAGAAGAAAUAUCUAUUUUCAGUUUUACUUUUGUACAUAACCAACAGGACGCUGCCUGCCCAGCGAGUGACUUCAGUUGAGAUUUUUUGUGUGGAUACUGAAGAUGUUUUUUCACUGCUCUGUGUGUCGUCCCUUGACUAUCUUAUUCUGUACCUUUUAUACUCUUUUUUGGUAUUUUGCUUCACCACAAACACUUUCAGUCCUAAUCACGGAAUCAGAUUCAUCUUGGUCAGUUUUUCCUCGUCUUAUCGUAAGACUCUGGCCUCAGACAUUGUUUUGGUCUUUUGAGGGGUCAGUAUGUUAUUUAAUUAAACGUUCUUGUGCAGGUAAUUUAUGAAGCUUUUAACUUAUGUAGUUUGUAUGCUGUAUAAAAAGCAUUUCCUUAUGCCAUUACAGGAUCUAGCCAUGAGGCACGCUCGGAACGGAAGCGGCAAUCACCUCUAAUUCCAGCUUUGCAUUUACUUCCUCCCAGCUCUCCUUUCUAAUAUUUCUAAAAGAAAAUGAGUUUUGAGCAAAUCAUGCAGAAAUCUCAUUUUGAAAUGAUCUAAUCUGUUGUGAGUCAUUCAUCAGUUGAGCAAAAAUAAAUAAAUUAGAGACAAAAUUGGAAGUGUUGAGUAGGGUAUGAUGUGUUUAUGAAGUAAAUGACUUGAGGAAUUUUGUUUUAUAACAGAAGAAUGAUGGAGGUGUUCCAUUCUAUCCACCUUCAGACCUUAAGGGACACUGAAAUUAGAUUGUAUUUAGAGCCCUCCUUAAGGGCACAUUGGCUUUAUUUCAGGAGCCAAGCACUGAGUUUUAUGUUGAAGGAGGAUCUGCUUUUGGCUCAAGCUCUCUCGUAUUAAACGUGCUGCCUGUGCUGAUUAUUAGCCUUCAUUUCUUCUCAGACAUCAGAACCACUUCCAUUCAACUGUCCCAGUUACCACAUUAUCCUGAGCUGCGCUCAUUUGCAGUGAUCAUAUAUUUCUGUCUGUCUAUGUGGUCACCGUGUUCAGGGUGUAUUCAACUUGAACACCCCCCAUGGUCAGAAAUGGAAACAAAUGCAUAAACAAAGAAAUCCGAACCUUGUCUUGGCUGCCUGGAAGUGGUUAAAGCGGGCAUUGUAUUCAGCAUAGGUCUCCUGAUGUCUCUUCCAAUGGUUUGGAUUAACAGUUGGCAUAUUCUCAUAGUCCUCGGGGCUGUGGUGAUCAUCUCUCUGAGUUUCUUUAAAGGGAUAGUUUAACAUUUUGACGAUGUAUUUUUUUUCUUACUGAUGAAGAGGAGUACUGUUAUUUUCCCUCCUCCCUCUCAUUCUACAUACAGUCCGAAUGGGCUGUUUAUCAUGAUGGAAUAUCUACAGAAUCUUAAUACUGAAACAGGAGAUCCCUGUUCUGAUGCAACAUUUACAUAUUCAACAGAUAUAUGUAAAUUAUUUGAGAAAUAUUGAUAUUUGAGAUAUUAAGGGCCUGUGAAUCAUGACGCUUUACGAUGAUUAGUGACGAUUAACUGCAAUAUAAAUAAUUGAAAAACAAUUUAAUUGUAUGCAACUAUUAAAGUACAUGCCUAAAAUGGCUUAAUUGGCAGGUAGUUGUUGAUAAUAACUCAAGCUCAACCAAAUAUGACUCACUGCUGCCCUCUAAAGCGAUAAGUCAGAACUUACAAAUUCUGUCUAUUCUUGCAUUUUUUAAUUUUAUUUUAUUGCCACAGCCAAGUAGAUGAAAAGGUCAUUUACGUUCUGAUGUUACACUUAAAAUGUGACAGUAAAAGCUUACGAUUAUGUAAUAAUUGUGACGGGCCUGCCACCGCCUCCGUGAAUUUUCACCGGCAGGACUGAAGCUGUUAUAAGGGAGUUGUGUAGCUGUUCCUGUAGAUUCCUACAUCCUACAGCAUAACAGACAGUAAAGCCGUGGAAUUUGUGCACGUAGAAGGAAAACCUCGACUGCCAAAAUGUUUAACUAUCCUUUUAAGUUCUAUUAAUUGUUUUUGCAGGUGAGCUCACAGCUGCCUCAUCUUUGCUGCCCCCCCCACCCCUUUUGUAUAAAACCGAAUUUAUUUAUUUUAAUCUAUAUAUUUUUACUAUUUGUUUGACAAUUAUGCUUUACUGUCAUGUCAUUGAACAUUUAUUUCCUUAUUAAUUAUUUAAAGAGCUCUUGUCACUUGCAUUGCAUUGUAACAAGUAUCUUUUUAUUUGUCCUCGUGUCUCUCGUUCUCUCAUAUUGAUCUUUGUGCUGUACCAGAUGGUUGAGGCAUUAAUUCCAUCUCCUGAAUCUAUCAUGCUGUGUCAGAUUUGACUUUUUUUGUUGCAAUUAAACACUUAAACAGUGAAUGCCA